AUGGUGGUGUUAUCCUUGUAUAUGUUAACCUUUGAAAUAGAAGAUUCUGAUUGUUUUCUUAAUAUUAAACAUGCAAAACAUAUCAUUGGUGGAAAAUACUUAAAACAAGAUGGUACUGAAUAUGAAGCUAAUAGUAAAUUUAAAUUAGAUGACAAUUUUGUUGUAUUCUUAUUCUCUCCAAUUGAAGUGACAAAAAAUGGAUCAUUAAUAAAUCAAAUAGAAAACGUUGGCAGAUCAAGCAUAAUUAAAUCAUGUGUUAGUUAUUCUUUAGAUGAAAAUGGCCCAACAAUUUAUUCUGGAUGUCAUACAAGAUAUACAUGUGGGGGAUGAUUCGAAGCUGUUAGAAAUUUAUCUUAUCUAUAUUUGGGUUCCUUUAAAGAUAUUAAACAUCUGAUUUUUAAAGGAGAAAUUAAAAUAAAUUAUAAGAGAGCAAAAGAUGAUGAUGUAUUGUACAGAUUGGUUUCUACAACAUGUUGAAAAAGUUAUUAUUGAGGAUUUUAAGAUUAAGAUUCAAUCAGUGGAAUAUCAAGAAAUGUAUAAAAUACAAUUAAUAAACGAACUAAUAAAAUUAUCUCAAGAAAAUAAUUACAUGCUAAAUUUUAGAUCUUGACAAUGUAUGAAUGAAACCAAAACCAAUUUAAGUGAUAAAACAUUCAAGAGAAAUAUUGCAAGUUCAUAUAGAAAUAUUCAUAAUCCAUUAUUUUUAGUUGUAACUCUCCAAACAAAUGGAUUAGAAACACAAUUAAGAAAAGUUUCUGUUUUUGAUCAUUGUAAUGUAAAAAAUGUUUUAUUAGAAAUUGAUGGACAGAGAUAUCCACAAGAAUCAUUAAAUUUAGAUUGGAAAAAUGAGAAAUUUUCAUUUGCAUAUGAUAUUUAUAUGCCAUUUAAGAAAACAUUCCAUAAAACACAUUAA
Messenger RNA from Cinara cedri, 913 nucleotides. Lineage: Eukaryota; Metazoa; Arthropoda; Insecta; Hemiptera; Aphididae. The record is from the annotation of a GenBank genome assembly.